GGACAUGUAAACCGGCGCCUUUUUGGUUUGGAGACGUACUCCUGUCCCUGUUUUGAGGAACUCCUGAAACCCCAUCCCAGGGUAUGACAUCACCCAUUCCAUGUGCUUUGCAAGUGGAAAAUUUUGGUCAGGGAACAAAGGGUAAUAUGGGCAAACACGGAAUUGAAGCGAGGAAGAAAUACCGCCAUAGGAAAUGUGAUGAAAACAGAGAGAAAAGAAAACAGUUGAGAAAAGCAAGUAAAAAAAAUCACAUAUGUCUUUGCACUGCAUCAUCAUGUCCUGACAACACUACAUUAUAUUCUUCAUCAACUGAACCACGAUCACCAACACCAUCAGAAACAACAUCUACUGCAAGAAGUAUUUCAAAAAACAAAAACUUAAUAACAUUCAAAUCCGAUCCUCUCUAUGUCCGCUUCAAGGAAUACACCAUGCUAAAAAAAGAGUAGCAGCCAUAGAGAAAAAUGAAAGUCAUGAAUGAAGAUGGUAUAACACCUUGGAAUGCAGAUGAAGAGCUUUUGCCGUGACAAUCUUUCAAAAUUAUACCAGCAGAAAUUUUUGUCUUGUUUGCAUUUUUUAAUGUUAAGAUUCAUUAUGUCUAAAAGAGAAAUAUGUGUUAAAUGUAUUUAACUCUACUUUAAGCAAAAGUGACACUGCUUUAUUUUUUUUAGCCUUUGUAUAUUUUUUUCUUAAAAUUAUAUAUUGAAAGUAUGUCACUUUCAAAUGACAUUACUAGUGUAUUUUAUUUUUAAAGAAACAAUUGUUGAAAGUAUUUGAAGUGUAUAUUUUACUAAUUAAUUAAUUCAGAUAAUUGAUUAUGGCUUCUGCAGCAAAGCGUCCUCGUAAGGUCUGCAAAGAGUGUAAUUUGGAACUUUCAGACAGGCAUUUUCGGCGACAUGUUUCACAGUGCACCAGUGUCUCUUAUUCUGCACAGGAAGAAAUUCACGACAACAAUAGUCAAGAAAACAAUGAAAAUUUGCUCUUUUCUAGUGAAGAUGAGGCCAUAAAUUAUGAAAAAUAUAUUUCAAAACAAAAAUAUAGACCUGGAAAAACUUUUCCAAAUAUUAGUGAGGAGGAUGUUGAAACAUUUUUUGAUGCUGACCUUUUUAUGGUUGAUGAUUCUUCAGAAAGCAGUGACUAUGAUUCAGAUCUGUCUGACUAUUCUAUGCAGUCAGAUGAGGAGAAAGACACAGGGAUACAUCUCUCUGAUGAAAAAUCCAUGGAUUUAUUGACACGGUUUAUUUGUACUAUUUUGAUGCUUUGGCAAUCAAUAUAUUACAUAUCAGAUUCAGCUGUUGAAACAUUGUUAAAACUGUUGUCAAUUAUUUUUCAAUUUUUAAGUAGAUAUUCCUCUGCACUUCGAACAUUAGCAAGUGUUUUUCCACAAAACAUGUACAGGAUGACAAAGAUUUUAGAUGACAAAAGGUCCAAAUUUUUACAAUAUGUUGUGUGUCGGAAAUGUUUUACUUUGUAUGAUUAUGAAAAUUGUUUUUCCAUUAUUGAGGGUAAAAAGCAAUCAAAACUAUGUAACCAUAUCAGCUUCCCUAAUCACAAACUUGCACAUAUGCGUAGACCAUGUAGAGAACCAUUGCUUAGAGAUAUUGGAGAAACUGGUUCUCCAAAUUUUGUACCAUUUAAAAAGUACUGUUACAAAACGAUUAAGUCCUCCUUACAAGUGUUUGUGAUGCGUGAGGAUUUUGAGGAUAAGUGUGAAAUGUGGAGAGCUAGACAUACUGAAAAUAGCAUGAUGUAUGAUAUAUAUGAUGGAAAUAUAUGGAAAGAGUUUAAUGGUUCAAAAUUUGAUUUUUUCACAGAGGAGGGUAAUUAUGGUCUGAUGUUAAAUGUUGACUGGUUCCAACCAUUUAAACAUACAAAUUACUCUGUUGGGGCUAUUUAUAUUUCGAUUUUGAAUUUACCGAGAGAAGACAGGUUUAAAAGAGAAAACAUAAUCUUAAUAGGCAUUAUUCCUGACAUGAAGAAAGAACCACCUACAAAUACAUUUCUUCAACCAUUAAUUGAUGAACUGAACGAGGCUUGGCAUAAUGGCUUUUUUCUAAAAUCCAGAAAAUCGAAAAAUCAGUUAAAGAAAUUUCGAUUAGCUCUCCUGUGUGUAGGCUGUGAUGUUCCUGCAAGCAGGAAAUUAUGUGGAUUCUAUGGUCAUAUGGCAAAUUUAGGUUGUAACAAAUGUGAAAAGCAAUUCCCAGGUGUGUUAGGAGAAAAAAAGUUUGGAGGAUUUGAAAGAAGCUUAUGGCCUCCUAGAACUAAUGAUUGUCAUAGGAAAAUAUGUGGAAAAAUUUCAAAAUGUUCUUCAAAGGGUGAAAGAGAGUCAUUGGAAAAAAAACAUGGAGUCAGAAUUUCAUGCCUUUUAGAUUUAGAUUAUUUUGAUCCAAUAAGAAUGACAAUAAUUGAUCCUAUGCACAAUUUAUUUUUAGGUACAGCAAAACAUAUGCUGAAUGUUUGGAAAACAAAAAUGGUUUUGAGUGAAAAUGAUUUUUUAGAAAUUCAGCAAAAGAUUGAAAAUUUUACUUGUCCCUCUGAUGUGGGGAAGUUACCACAGAAAUUUUCAUCCUCAUAUGGAUCGUUUAAUGCUGACCAAUGGAAGAACUGGACAUUAUUGUUUUCAAUAUAUGCUUUGAAAGAUGUUAUACCAAACAGUCAUUUAGAAUGUUGGAGGAAAUUUGUAUUGGCUUGCAGAAGAUUGUGCUCCAGAAAUAUUUCUUUAGGCAAUGUUAAAGUAGCUGAUUUUUUAUUAGUUGAUUUUUGUAAAAAGUUCGAGCAGCUUUAUGGUGAAGAGUUUGUUACACCAAACAUGCAUUUGCAUGGCCAUUUAUUGGACUGUUUGUUUGACUUUGGCCCAAUUUAUUCAUUUUGGUUGUUCAAUUUUGAAAGAGAGAAUGGCAUUUUAGGAUCUUAUCCAACAAACAGGAAGCAAAUUGAAGCUCAAAUUAUGCGGAAAUAUUUGAAAGAAAGUUGGGCUAGAGAAAAACAAACAGAUAUGUUUUUUGACCAAAAUUUGUCUUUAUUUUACAAUGAAUUGUCCAAUUUUCAAACCGAGAAUAUCCGUGGAACACUAUACCAGCAAUCAAAGUCAUUUGGAAAUAUUGGUGUUAUAGAAAAAGCAUCAAUUCAAACAUCUGUUUUUUCAGUUGACUGGAGUGACAAUGAAGGUAUUUUUGUAAAAAAAUUCAGAUGUGUAACAUUGACUGAAAUCGAGGUGGAUAGACUCCAAAAUAUGUAUUCAUUUUUGUAUGGUUGUAAUCAUUUUAAAAUGUGUACCUAGGAAAUGAAGUGUAUUUAAAUGGAUCAGUUUUAGGUUCAAAGCAUAGUCGAAGUGUUCGAUCCUCAUAUGUUUUAGCUUUGUGGUGUGGAGAUGAAGGUGAACUUGUACAUACAUACGAAAACCUUACUCCUCACCCAGGACAGAUUAUCAAGUUCUUAGAGCAUUCCAUCAUUAUGGAUGGCAAUGUAAAAAGUCAUUUUUUAGCUCAAGUUACUUGAUCAAGCGUCUUGAGGAUUCAAUACGGUAUUUGUAUGGUAAACCAGAUGAAGUCUGGUAUAAAUCACAAUAUGAGCAGGAGUUUUCAUCAAUGUUUAUACCUGUGCAAAGAAUAAAAAGUAAAUUUGUAUAUGCUACAGAUAGCAUCAGGGGGAAAGAUGUCAUAAUUGUUUGUCCAAGAGAAAGAUACAUGGUGUAGAAAAUUGUAAAAGUAGAAUUCUUUUUUUUUUUUUUUUUUACUGCAGAUGCAUAUUUAUUUCUCACAAUGUUUUGUCUUAUGGAGAAUAGAGUUGUAGAGUUUAACGUGCUUUUGUGUCCAUUAAGCCUACUAUGUUUUAAUGAUUAUAUGAUGUAAAUAUCUUGCAGUAUACCUUGAUUUUAUCAAUAAAUUUGUCAUUUGACAAAAAAGUA
This is a messenger RNA of Saccostrea cuccullata (small rock oyster), 3904 nucleotides long. RefSeq lists its product as uncharacterized. The record is from RefSeq and is a predicted model, not a curated record. Lineage: Eukaryota; Metazoa; Mollusca; Bivalvia; Ostreida; Ostreidae. The transcript has 4 exons. The coding region runs from base 815 to 3277 and encodes 820 amino acids.